Messenger RNA from Sphenostylis stenocarpa, 504 nucleotides. The record is from the annotation of a GenBank genome assembly. NCBI's taxonomy places the organism in Eukaryota, Viridiplantae, Streptophyta, Magnoliopsida, Fabales, Fabaceae.
AUGAGAAAACGUAUGGAAAGAAUAGUUGUUCCAUGCUCUUUCAGCUGUGCUUCCCAUUCAAGUGUGGAAUUAGGUGCACCCAAAGGACCAAAACAAGAUUCAAAAGCCACUAUUGUUGCAAGACAAGAUAGAUCGAUCAUCAGAGCCAACAUGAAGAGAAGCAAGCCUUCUGGGUUUCUGGUUCUGCCAAAGCCUAAUGUAGCUGCUGGCAUACAGAGAAUAAUCAAGGGCAUCAAGAAUUUGUCUCAAUUAUUUUUUUACAAAGAGGAAGUGGAGGAAAUGGAACCUGAGAUGGAAAUUGGGUAUCCAACAGAUGUGAAGCAUGUGACACACAUUGGAAUUGAUGGGUCAACCAUUACAAAUAAUGUCAAGGGUUGGGACAAUCUGAAGGCACCAGAACUGUUGUCUCUCUCUCCAAUUUCAUUCAAGCAAUUUGAAUUGGCCAUGGCUACACAAGCUCAAUGUUCUCUCAUGGAUGAUCCUAAUUCCUCAAAAUGUGGUUAA